AUGGCUGUCCUGUCCCUCCAUGUACUGCCCAAGAAGGUCAGCAAUGAAUCGCAAUGGGAGAAGUUCGUCGGCCGCACGAAGCCACUUCGAUUGCAGAGCCUGAAGAAUGAUCCCAAGUCAUUUAUCUCCAAGUACGAAUCAGAGGUGAAAGAACCCUUGAGCUUCUGGGUUGGAAGACUCAAGGACCCAAAAGCUUGGACUGUGGUCAUGGUCUCAAGUCCUGAGAAGAUAGGCGACGAUGUCGAUGCCUUACUUCGAGACGAUGUGGAGUGGGUGGCAUUCUGUGUCAUGGUCGAUCCGAGCGUUGGGGAUGAGGCUGACGGCGACAAGCCAGAGGGAAAGGCAUCAGCUGACUGGUUCAUGGCAGCAGUCUGGCUUAAGGAUGAGCUACGAGGGAAAGGGGCGGGCAAGCGACUCGUUCAGUGUGGCAUCGACACUGCCCGGAAAGCAGAUGCUGAGAGAGACUUCACCGGACGUGUCUGUGUGACGCACGUCGUCAAAGGGAAUGAAGGCGCCAUAGAGUUGUACAAGAAAGUGGGAUUCCAGUUGACCGACUCCGAGUCGUUCGUGGAAAAGGAUGGCGUGAAGCAUCACUCGUACGAACUCAAGAUGGCUUUGUAG
Cyphellophora attinorum is the source of this 621-nucleotide messenger RNA. RefSeq lists its product as uncharacterized. The transcript has 2 exons. Lineage: Eukaryota; Fungi; Ascomycota; Eurotiomycetes; Chaetothyriales; Cyphellophoraceae. Gene Ontology annotation, molecular function: acyltransferase activity, transferring groups other than amino-acyl groups. Bases 1 to 621 code for a protein of 206 amino acids. The record is from RefSeq and is a predicted model, not a curated record.